UUUCUGUCACGCUAUGGAUGUACUGCGCAAAAUCAUUAAUCGUACGGCUACUGUUUUUAGCGCGUAUUUCAGAAUUUUCACACCAGAGGUCAGGACUUGAAAAAGUAAUUUUGGCAACCAUGAAGAUGGCUGAUGGUUCGACUAUUUUGAGAAGAAACCGGCCCGGUACUAAAGCAAAGGACUUCAGUCGCUGGCCCGAUGAACCAUUUGAAGAAAUGGAUAGCACACUUGCUGUUCAACAGUAUAUUCAACAACAAAUACGACGCGAACCAGCAAACAUUGAUGUAAUAUUAACUCCUCCAGAUGCACAGGAUGAGGGAGUAUGGAAAUACGAACAUCUGAGGCAAUUCUGCAUGGAACUGAAUGGUCUGGCUGUACGACUUCAAAGUGAAUGUCAUCCAGAGACAUGCACUCAAAUGACAGCAACUGAACAAUGGAUAUUUCUAUGCGCAGCACACAAAACACCCAAAGAAUGCCCAGCAAUCGACUAUACACGACACACAUUAGAUGGAGCAGCAUGCUUAUUAAACAGCAAUAAAUAUUUUCCUAGCAGAGUGAGUAUUAAAGAGUCGUCAGUGGCGAAGUUGGGUUCUGUUUGUCGGAGAGUGUAUCGAAUAUUUUCUCAUGCAUAUUUUCAUCAUCGGACAAUAUUUGAUGAAUUUGAGAAUGAAACGUAUCUGUGCCGGCGAUUCACAGCUUUCGUCACCAAGUACAACCUCAUGUCCAAGGAUAACCUCAUUGUGCCCAUCAUGGAGGAGGAGGGCUCGGGGGAGACAGAUGCAUAAACACCAACAGCACUCUGUGAUGAAUGAACUGCUCUUGCAACCACAGUGGGCAUAUCCGUUACACACAGAAACUGGAAGAGCAAGUAACUGGAUUGUGCCAUUAAAGAGACGGAAUGCAACUGCCCUACACACAAGUUUUCCAUAGUGUGAUGUCAUCCCAAAGCUGCACAUUUUAUUUGGAAAGAAUCUUUUCAUUAAAACUUAUAACAGGUACUUUUAAAGUUGUAGGGAAUAGAAAUCAUUUGUAAAACAGAUUUCUUCUUUGAGCAUCUCUUGCCUGUUUCAGUUGAAUGGUAUUACAGGUGUUCUAUCCAACAAGAUAUAUAGCGUUGCACAUGUCAGUCAUCAAUUAUCCUUCUAAAACCAUUCAAAACGAUGCAGUAGGCCAGUGGGAAAUGCAUGGAGAAAGGAUAAUUGCAAGAUGGGAUCAUACUGGUGAGGCUUAAGUUCACAGAAAAAUCAUACUUAGUAAUUCAACAACAAAAUGGGUCAUAUUCUUGACUUUCAAAUUAUUAAUAUUAUAACACUUUACUCAUAGAUUAAAUUUAUAUUAUUUGGACAAUGUUAUUAAAGUAGUGGUGGGAAGUUACAAUAAAAUACAACAAUCCCUUGCCAACUGCACAGGUUUACAUUCCUCAAAAAUGUUGUGGACGGCAAGAGCAAGGUUUGACAUGAAACUGUGGGUGCUGCUAUCACUCAUCAAAACUGAAGUGGUCUGCACAGUAAAAUACGUAAGACAGAGUUUCGCAGAAAUUUACAGAAAUGACGAUCCUGAAGCUAGAAAACAAUGCAGCCCUUCCCAUAGCUAAUAUAUUUCUUGGCAUGGAAGAGACACAUUUGUGUUCAGAACUAGAAACCAGAGAAGAAAAGAAUACCAUAACUGGCAAAACUAGAUAAAACUGGCAAACUCAAGCUUGUGAAAGACUGUUAUCUUCAAUUUAAAUGUCACAAUACUACAGGGAGAUCAUUUCAGAGCUGCAGGGAAUUAUUCAGCCCAUCAGGCAAGAAAGCAGCACACUUCUCCCAUCAGCUGAGCUCACAUGGGUGUAGACUUCUGGCAUAGCUGCCAGGCCAACAGACUGUAAACAUUAACAGUUCCUCUUCAAUAUCACCCAAUGAAUGUAUAAGGGGUGGCCCUUCUCAGCCCUUGCACUGCAACCUACAGUGGUUUGUUGUGCUUAAUAUCACCCAAUAAACCACUGAACACC
Molecule: messenger RNA, 1993 nt
Organism: Cryptotermes secundus
Lineage: Eukaryota; Metazoa; Arthropoda; Insecta; Blattodea; Kalotermitidae
Gene: Mob4
Product: MOB kinase activator-like 4
Exons: 5
Coding region: 18-785 (255 amino acids)
Cellular component (GO): cytoplasm
Source: RefSeq, a predicted model, not a curated record